GAUUAACACAGGUUCAUCAACCUACUAUCCUUAUCACUGUAGGCAGUUUGUUUAAAAUCAUAAAUUGAAGGCCAGAGUUCAUCUGGUAAAUUAAAGCGCUUGAGAGAAAACAUCUUAGGUUGAUAAGUAAUUGUAUGUGUAUCUUAAUAAAAACGUGAAAUUCAGGAUUGAAUACUAGUACAAACUAGUUAUAUGGAUCAAAUUAGUGGUAAUGGGAUCAAAGCAGUAAGUGAUAAUGAAAAUCAAUCUACUAAUGGUGAUGUUAUCCCCACAAGCAUAUUCCAUUGGAAGUGUUAUCAAGGUUACCUCAGGACAUUUCCUGCGAUGAUUAAGUUAUGCGAACUAUUGUGUAUCUUUAUAGCGUUUAUCAUCAGUUUCUUGGAUAAGAAUUUCUUAUCAGUUGGUGGUUCAUGGCUGACCGUAACAACUGCGUUAUCAUUCAUUGUCACCGCAUUCUUCCUUGUCUUCCAUCUCUUUCUUCUGCAUCGUUUUAUUGCGGCUCCUUGGUGUCUAAUCGAACUUGCUGCCUAUGUCAUCGUAUGCAUACUUGUGUUUUCAAAUGGAGUACUGUCUGCAGCAUAUUCUCACUUAAGUGGUAUUAUAAUAGCAGAAACGAUUUUCACCUUCGUGGCUCUCGCCAUUUAUACAGUCGACAGUUUAGUUGCCUUCAAAAUUUUUACAGCUGGGCGCUAUUAUGAUUAAAGUGCACUAAUUCAUGAUUAAGUAUUCUAUUGUUUGUUUGUAAUUUUAGACAGUCCUUAAUACAAUUCUUAAGAUGUUCUUGUUCGCUAACUUACCACUUCAUAUUCAAAAAAUUUAACAUUUCAAAUUAAGAUGUGACAUUCAAGAAACCUGACUUCAGUAUUCUUGAACUAUUUUUACCACAUAACUACAAAAUAGAUCCUGUUUGGCAUAAUAAAAUCAAGCAAGAAACUAACACACCAACUUACACAGAGGUUUUACUCUUUGUUUACCUUAACUUACUUAACAUCGUUUUAGGCUUAUCAAUACAAUAUUUAAAUUAUUCCUGUCACUAAAGAUUUCCUGGAAUCACCUAACAAAAGACAAG
This is a messenger RNA of Schistosoma margrebowiei, 1069 nucleotides long. The record is from the annotation of a GenBank genome assembly. Lineage: Eukaryota; Metazoa; Platyhelminthes; Trematoda; Strigeidida; Schistosomatidae.